UAACUCUUCUACGUCUCUCUCUUUGCAAUUACUCUUUGAGAGCAUCUCUCUCUAGAAUAUCAAGUAUUGUUGACUUGAGUGUUGGAGUGUUCUCCCCAAGGAAACAUCCUCAGGAAUUUCAGGUGUGGAAGCAACUGAAGACCUCAAUAGUGUUGAAUCAUGAAGCUGCCCAAACAAAAAUAAUACAAGGCUUAUGAUUUGAAAAAUAAAAAAUUUUCCUUCAAAGAGAAUUAUCUAUUCAAUGCUCUCACAUGCAACCCACUACCUAAGCACCCCACCACCCCCUCGUCUCUCCAUUCCAAACCAAAACACAACAACAUCAAGUCUUUUCUUACAGAUUUCUCUCAAGCAUUUCCUCAAACAGUUUCCUCAUAGACUCCCUUUCUGAUUAAUUUCUCUCAAGCAUUUCAUCGAACAAUUCUUUCCUGCAUUGAUAUAUUGAUUACAAAAAUGGAGACCCUUUUCCGUUUUGUUGAUCACGAUCAGAAUUUCCUACAGCGCAGAUGCGUACUUGUUAAUGGCCCGGCGAUCGUUGGAGCUGGACCGUCAGGUCUGGCCACCGCUGCUUGUCUCAGGGAACAAGGAGUGCCCUUUGUUAUCCUUGAAAGGUCCGAAUGCAUAGCAUCGUUGUGGCAGAAACGUACCUAUGACAGGCUAAAGCUUCACCUCCCCAGGCAAUUCUGCCAACUCCCCAAGCUACCCUUCCCAGAGGACUUCCCGGAGUACCCAACCAAGAAACAGUUCAUCGAAUAUGAUGAGACCAGUGGGUUCUGGAGGGUCAAGACUGUCUCCAACGGCGGCUCUACCAAGAUCGAGUUCGAAUACAUUUGCCGCGGGGAGCUUUUACAUGCCUGUAACUACAAGUCCGGUGAGAAGUUCAGGGGAAAGAAAGUCCUGGUCGUUGGCUGCGGUAAUUCUGGCAUGGAAGUCUCUCUAGAUCUUUGCAACCACAAUGCUGAGCCAUCAAUGGUGGUUCGCAGCUCGGUUCAUGUACUUCCCAGAGAAAUCCUCGGAAAAUCAACUUUCGAAUUGGCCUUUUUGCUGAUGAGAUGGCUACCUCUUUGGCUCGUUGACAAGCUUCUUCUGUUCCUGGCAUGGUUGGUGCUUGGAAACAUCGAGAAAUUCGGGCUAAAAAGGCCAUCAAUUGGUCCCCUGGAGCUCAAGAACACACUGGGAAAAACCCCUGUUUUGGACAUUGGUGCUCUGGAGAAAAUCAGAUCCGGUGACAUCAACGUUGUUUCCGGAGUUAAACGAUUCUACCCUGGCCAAGUCGAGUUUGUCAACGGUAAAAUUCUUGACAUUGACGCUGUCGUUCUCGCCAGCGGAUACCGCAGCAAUGUCCCUUCUUGGCUUCAGGAAGGUGAAUUCUUUUCCAAGAAUGGAUUCCCAAAGACCCCAUUUCCCCAUGGCUGGAAAGGGAAUGCUGGACUCUAUGCAGUUGGGUUCACAAGGAGAGGGCUCUCUGGCGCAUCCUCAGACGCCAUGAGAAUUGCUCAGGACAUUGGUAAGGUCUGGAAACAAGAAACAAAAGCACUGAAAAAGAGAACGACCGCUUGCCACAGACGCUGCAUUUCACAACAGUUCUGAUCACCGGAAAAUUGACCAGACCGAAUUGAAAUUACAUAUCUGUCGUCUCAGUUAUCUGAUUCAUGGUGUAAAGGAUAAAGUAUACCGUACAACAUACACAACACAGUAAACAGAAAUACCAACA
This is a messenger RNA of Rubroshorea leprosula, 1711 nucleotides long. The record is from the annotation of a GenBank genome assembly. NCBI's taxonomy places the organism in Eukaryota, Viridiplantae, Streptophyta, Magnoliopsida, Malvales, Dipterocarpaceae.